GGCCAGUACGAUGGAACCUCGCAGACUUCACUUCAUCAAAGACUCGGUUGUCCACAUCAUCAGUGUCUUGCUGAGCCAACCGAAUAAGAAGCUUGCGUCGCUGUCGGUCAUGAAUCAUGCAGAGACUGACUAUGUCUCCAACACGCUCUCCAACCGCACAAGUCUUCGAGUUCCUGGAGCAGAACUUCUUCACAGUGCAUUCGAGAGGAUCGCUACCAGCACCCCAGACGCUAUUGCCAUCGACUUUGACGGGAAGGAGAUCGUGUCGUAUGCACUUCUCGAUAGACUUUCGAAUCGGUUCGCUCAAACUCUCAUUGCUCAUGGCAUCUCUCCAGGAGACCUGGUGCCUCUGAUGCUUGAGAAGUCAGUAGACAUGAUGAUUGCCAUUCUAGGCGUCAUGAAGGCCGGAGGAGCGUAUGUCCCUCUGAGUCCGGAUAAUCCGAACGAAAGGAACGGCUUUGUGGUUUCCGAUACAAGAUCCAAGCUCCUCGUGGUCCAUCCGCAGCAUGCUGAAUUCGGAGCCUACGUCAAGCAACUCUACAGCGUUGAGACACUGACCAUGCCAAGUCACGGAACGCUUAGCACCGUCUCGAGCGAUGGAUCCGAUGCCAACAUUGCGCCUAUAACACGCACGACACCCGACAACAUUGCUUACAUGAUCUACACAUCUGGCAGCACUGGCAUGCCCAAGGGCGUCAUGGUACCUCACCGAGCGGCCGCGGCUGCAGUCACCAGCAUGGCACAGGUGGAAGGCCGGUUCGAGGGCACCUGGCGGACUCUGCAGUUCGCUAAUUACGUCUUCGACGCAUCGGUUCAAGACUUCUUCAACACGCUCAGCACUGGCGGAACACUCUGUAUGGCGCCCACCGAAACUUUACUUUCCGACAUUGCUGGAUGCAUCAACCGGAUGGAUGUGAGGCAGGCAAUCAUCACGCCAACGGUCGCGAAGCUCUUCAGUCCGGAAGAUGUGCCAGGCUUCGAGACUCUGAUUGUGGGCGGUGAGCCUCUGACGCCGGAUGUUGUUGAUGUUUGGAGCCCUCACUGCAAGAUCUUGAAUGUUUACGGUCCAACAGAGACAUCCAUGGUGGUGACGACCAAGAGCAUCGAGUCGUCAUCAGGUGUCACGAGUCAUCGAAUUGGCAACAUUGGAGCUCCUUUCUCAACUGCCAUGGCUUUCAUCCUUAGCCCAGAUGGUGAGACUUUUGUGCCGUACGGCGCUGUUGGCGAGCUGUGCAUCGCAGGGCCACAAGUGACCGACGGCUACAUGAACCGGCUAGACUUGACAGAAGCCGCCUAUGUCGACAGUAAAUCCCUUGGUAUGCGCAUCUAUCGUACAGGAGAUCUAGCGCGCUGGCUUCCAGGGGGUGAGAUCGAGUGUCUCGGACGAAAGGACAAUCAGGUCAAGGUCCAUGGCCAUCGCAUCGAACUUGGAGAGGUCGAAAACUCCAUCCGCCGUUCCGGACUCGUCAAGGAUACGGUGGCAUUAGCUGCUACCAUCCAAGGCAAGGCCCAUCUUAUCGCAUUCUGCAUCUUUGACGAAGCUUCUGCAGCCAUUGGCCCAACUGGUGUUCAGGAUCCGUCAACCUUCCGAGACUCUCUUGCUGAACUGCGCGAGAAUCUGAGUUCGCUGGCGACGUACAUGGUUCCGAAGUUUGUUGUUCCAAUGGACGCUUUCCCCAAGCUGCCCUCGCGCAAAGUCGACCGCAAAGCACUGAAAGUGCUGGCCAACGAACUCGACAGGGAGUACUUGGCGCAAUGCGUGCUUGAGUCUCCUGGCGAGAAUCAUCAAGUUGUCCCAGUCCAGGCGCCAUCAGAAGAGAUCCUGGAAAUCGUCUGGGCUGACAUCUUCAGCAUCCCGCAGAAUGAUAUUGGGCGUGAGGCGAAUUUCUUCACGCUUGGGGGUGAUUCGAUUUCUGCCAUCAGCCUCACGGGCCAGUUGCGACGAGUAGGCUACUCGCUAACGGUGCUUGAUAUCCUCAAGACCCCCAAGUUGAAGGAUAUGGCCUCCACUCUGCGCAAGAUAGAAGCACGCGGUCAGGUGGUUGAGCGCUCCUUCGAGGUCCCUCCGUCAAUCAAGGUAGCUGCCCAGGAAGUUGGGAUAGUAUGGGAUACAGAUGUCGAUCAUGUGUACCCAUGCCCUCCUGGUCAAGCCGAGUUCCUCAAACAGGGCAGCCGAGAGUCGCAAAUGUGGGCGCUGCAGACUGUCCGACGUAUGACGGCGGACGUCGAUCCGGACAUAUGGAUUGAAGCAACGACUCGACUCACUGAAGUAAACGAAAUCCUGCGGACGACUUGGAUCGAUACUCCCGAAGCUGGCUGGGUCGGAGUUGUUCUUGAUGGCUCUGAGCUGGAUAUUACCAAGGUGGCCUUGAACUCCGAGUCAGAGUCUUCGAGCUUCAUUGAAGAGUUCUGGCAGGCUCGUUUUGAGUUUGGUCGUCCCUUCAUCAAAUAUGCUAUCAUAGCCUAUGGCGAUGCAUCUUGGGAUCUCGUCAUCAAGAUGGAUCACGCUGUUUACGACGGCACUUUGCUUCGCGUAUUUGAUGACCACUUUGGCGCCAUUCUUCGGGGCGAAAGCGUACCGCCACCAGUGGAGUUUCGCGACUUCUCUCAGCAUGUCUUUGAGGAAGACAAGACAGCUAGUCUUGGGUACUGGAAAGCAAAGAUGGAUGGGCUAGGGCCUGUCAACCAGCAGCUGCAUGGCCGAGAUCUUGCUGCGGCCCCCUCGCCAAAGAUCACUGCCAGCUUGCGGAGAGAGAUUGUGACGACAGACAUUGACCAAGCAGCUUCUCGCCUUGGAGUUACUCCGAGCAUCAUCUUCCAGGGAGCGUUUUCCCUUUGGCUUGCUGCAGCGACCGAGGCUACGGAUAUCCGCUUUGACUAUUUGCUGAGCGGUCGCAACGUAGCGCUGCCGGAUCCUCAGUCCAUCAACGGAACACUGGCCAACUUCUUGCCAUUCCGAACGUUCGUUGGUCCGAAGGAGUUGGUGCACGACUUCCUCGCGAAGUUACAAGACGACUUUUGGGAUGUAACCGAGAACGGCCUCGUCGGCCUUGACGAUAUUUACGGCGUCGCUGGUCUAUCUCGCGAGACACACGGUAACCGAGUCUUGUUCCUCUCUCAACCGUUCGAGCCAGCAGCCAAGGAUGAUCCGAAUGGCCGCUACCGAUGGCUUGUCAUGGCGAAGUCGAAGGUGCGCAUGUACCAGCCAUACGCGCUGGUCGUCGAAGUGUCCAAGUCGCUGGGUGAUCGUCACAUACUGAAGGUCAUGUAUGACGACACCAUCUUGGAUGUGACAGUGGCGGAAAGUAUUGCAGAUGGUAUCGUUGCCUUGGUCGAGGUUCUGACGGAUGCCACCAACGCGAAUCUGGCACUUGAAGAGUUGUGACUCGGACCGAGGUCUUGCUGUAGGACGAUAGAGGCUUUGCUUGGUAUAGAAUAAACGACCGUUUCCUAAUUCUGGUUUCAGCUCAACUCAACUCCGGGGAUGAUAUCUUCACAAGCUGUGGUCAUUGAGAUCAAUAUCGCUGGACGACGCGUGAAGAGACGGUGUGUGGUCAUGAUUGAAGCCUUGGCGCUCACUUCGGCAAUUACCUCCGGAAAUCAAGACAUGAUAUUUCUUGGCAAAAAGAAAUGCCAAGUGGCCAAGUGGCCAAGACAUCGACCAAAUUGACUGAAGCUUUGGGGCGUUGAGCUCACGGGCAGGAGUCCUUUCUUGGCCAACCCUCCACAAUUCCUCCACGAUCCACCAUCCACAUCACGACGCGGG
This is a messenger RNA of Colletotrichum acutatum, 3766 nucleotides long. RefSeq lists its product as uncharacterized. The coding region runs from base 11 to 3385 and encodes 1124 amino acids. The record is from RefSeq and is a predicted model, not a curated record. Gene Ontology annotation, molecular function: phosphopantetheine binding; catalytic activity. Gene Ontology annotation, biological process: amino acid activation for nonribosomal peptide biosynthetic process; secondary metabolite biosynthetic process. Gene Ontology annotation, cellular component: cytoplasm. NCBI's taxonomy places the organism in Eukaryota, Fungi, Ascomycota, Sordariomycetes, Glomerellales, Glomerellaceae. The transcript is spliced from 2 exons.